Messenger RNA from Durio zibethinus, 1070 nucleotides. RefSeq names its product Thioredoxin superfamily protein. Gene Ontology annotation, molecular function: oxidoreductase activity; antioxidant activity. The record is from RefSeq and is a predicted model, not a curated record. NCBI's taxonomy places the organism in Eukaryota, Viridiplantae, Streptophyta, Magnoliopsida, Malvales, Malvaceae.
AAACAAAAAAAAAAAAAAAGAAAAAGAAAAAAGCAAUGGCGGUUGCUGUUGGUGGAGCAGUAACAGUAACCACAACCGGCGCACGUUUACUGUCACUCCCGCGCACGUUAUCUGCUAUCAAGACUUCAUCAUUUGUGGCAACGUUGUCAUCCUCUAAGUUGGGUUUUUGUCCAGUAGGGAUAAGGAACAAUGAACCCGCAAGAAAGAAGCUGUUGGUUAUCCGAGCUGCAAGAACUGGGUCCAAAGGCGUUUCCCUUGGUUUCAGGGCUCCCAAUUUCCAGUUGCCAGAGCCUCUAACUGGGAAGACUUGGACUUUGGAAGAUUUUGAGUCAUACCCUGCUUUGUUGGUUAUGUUUAUUUGCAACCACUGCCCAUUUGUUAAGCACUUGAAGAAGGAUAUUGUGAAGCUUUCAAAUUUCUAUAUGAAGAAAGGGCUCGCUGUUGUUGCAAUAUCUUCAAAUUCUGUAGUCACUCACCCUCAGGAUGGACCACAAUUCAUGGCAAAAGAGGCUAAACUGUAUAAUUAUCCUUUCCCUUAUCUAUAUGAUGAGACUCAAGAUGUUGCAAGAGAUUUUGGGGCAGUUUGUACACCAGAGUUUUUUCUAUUUAACAAGGAUGGCAGGAGGCCAUUUGAGCUGGUAUAUCACGGCCAAUUUGAUGAUUCCCGACCAAGUAAUAGUGUUCCUGUUAAUGGAAGGGACUUAAGCCUUGCUAUUGAUAGUGUUCUUAGUGGCCAACCAAUAACAUCAAUUCAGAAACCAAGUGUUGGAUGCAGCAUAAAGUGGCACCCACAAAAAAGUUCGUAGUCUGCAACAAAUAUUUUCAGUUAUCUGAAGAACAUAAUUUGUGAGUGUACAUUUGUUCAGAGGAGAGGCAUUCCUUUUUAGUGCUAAUAGAUAAUAUCGGAAUGUAACUUAUUUUCUAGUAAUAAAUGUUCCAUAAACCAACUGGGUCCUUUCGAUUUCUGGAAGCAUGGUGCAUAUGGGAAGAUUUAACAUGUGAUUUUGAUCUGGCUUUUGAUUUGCUAUAUAUGAAUUGUUUGCAUAUGCACAGAAAGGUCUUUCAAAAGU